GGGAAGGCGCUCCCGCGGAGCGGCCGCCCGCCCCCGGCCGGGGCUUCGGAGAGGCUGCCGGGGCUCCAGCGCCCGGGGCGGAGGGCGCCGCGUCGGGGCCGCAGCGGCGCCCGCUCCCCACCCCCAUGGUUUUCCCCCCUCCCCGUCGGAGCGGGCGCACGCGAGAGCGUGAGAGAAAAAGUUGCAGCGCGGGGCCGGGCGCUGGCGGCUGCGGGGCCGGGCGGGGGCGAGCCCUCCGGGGAGGCGGCGUGUGCCGGCCCCUCCCGCGGGAAGGGGUGACUUCUCUGCCGAGGGAUGCCCGGAGAUCGGCGGAGAGCGGCCGAGGAGCGAGCCCCCGCAGCCCCCUAGAAAAAAAGAGAGCUCGCCCCCCUCCUUCUCCUCCUUCUCCUGCGCGCUGGGGGAGGGGAGGAGGGAGGAGAAGUACAUGCAUCAUGAAUGAAUCUGCAUCUAGUGGAAAUGGUCAGGAGUUUGAUGUAUUUAGUGCAAUGGACUGGAAGGAUGGCAUAGGUACUUUGCCAGGAAGUGACCUAAAGUUUAGAGUCAAUGAAUUCGGGGCCCUGGAAGUAAUUACGGAUGAAACUGAGAUGGAAAGUGUUAAAAAGGCAACUGCUACCACAACCUGGAUGGUUCCAACUGCUCAAGAAGCCUUUUCAGAAAAGACAGGGAUCCCCACAAGGUUGAAGGAAACUGCAAAAGUGGAUGGACUUGUUUUCUGUGAAAACUGUUACCGCUAUGGUACCAUAGAAGAAUUUGUUCCUGAAGGGAAAUUUUGCAGCCAGAAAUGUGCCCAGCAAGUAAAAAACAAAGAACCAAAGGAGGAUAAUCCCAGCAUGGAAUGCAAUGGGGAAGAUGAUUCUAAAGGCAUUCGGAAAAGAAAAGCAAAAGUACCUCUCAAAGAAGAGUCCCGGGAUAAUGGGGAGAAGAAGGAGAAUCCAGAUGAAAUUGAGGACAAACCUGAAGGAAGGAUCUUGAGAGUCUCACAGAGAGCCAGGAGAAAAAGAAAAGGGGAGAUAACAGUUUUGAAACAAACUGUACCCUCUAAAGGAAGGCAAGCAUGGUGUUGGGCAUCCUAUCUGGAGGAAGAAAGGGCCAUUGCAGUGCCUACUAAGCUUUUUAAGGAGUAUCAGUCUUUCCCAUACAACAAGAAUGGAUUCAAGGUAGGGAUGAAGCUGGAGGGUGUGGAUCCUGAGCACCAGUCGAUCUACUGUGUUCUCACAGUGGCUGAGGUUUGUGGCUACAGAAUAAGACUACAUUUUGAUGGAUACCCAGAUUGUUACGAUUUCUGGGUGAAUGCUGAUUCUUCAGACAUUCAUCCUGUUGGAUGGUGUGAAAAAACAGGUCACAAGCUUCAUCCACCUAAAGGAUAUAAGGAAGAAGAAUUCAGUUGGCCCUCCUACUUAAAGGCAUGCAAGGCUCAAGCUGCUCCUAAAUCACUGUUUGAAAACCAGAAUGCAACAGUGAUUCCGUCGGGAUUUCGAGUGGGGAUGAAGCUGGAAGCUGUAGACAAGAAGAACCCGACUUUCAUUUGUGUUGCCACGGUAACAGACAUGGUGGACAAUCGUUUUCUGGUUCAUUUUGACAACUGGGAUGAGAGUUAUGACUACUGGUGUGAGGCAGCUAGCCCACAUAUUCAUCCUGUUGGAUGGUGUAAAGAACAUAAAAGAACUCUCAUCACCCCACCAGAUUAUCCACAUGCUAAGCAUUUUUCUUGGGAGAAAUAUUUGGAAGAAACCAGUUCAUUACCUGCACCUGCAAGGGCUUUUAAAGUGAAACCUUCUCAUGGCUUUCAGAAAAAUAUGAAACUUGAAGUGGUUGACAAGAGAAAUCCAGUAUUUAUCAGAGUAGCAACCAUUGUAGAUACUGAUGACUAUAGAAUAAAAGUUCAUUUUGAUGGCUGGGAUAGUAUUUAUGAUUAUUGGACUGAUGUUGACAGCCCUGAUAUCCAUCCUGCAGGCUGGUGUAUGAAAACUGGACACCCUCUUCAGCCCCCACUUAGUCCCUUGGAACUGGUGGAAGCUUUGGAGCAUGGAGGGUGUCCCACAGCAGGAUGUAAGGGAGUUGGACACAUUAAAAGAGCAAGACAUAUCGGCCAUCAUAGUGCAGUCAGCUGUCCAUACUCAGAGAUGAACUUGAACAAAGAAAGCCUCUUACCUGACCGAUUGAGUGGGGAGAUGCCUGCAGCCAGUCCUAUCCCCAGAAACAGAAAAGUGGAAACAAAUGAAAGAUCCACCUCUCCUGUAAUCAGUGACAGAAAAUGCCCCAGCCCUGGUCAUGUAGGUAUAAAAUCUUCACCUCACAAUCGACCAUCAGGGAAAACUGUACCAGAAACAACCAAGCUGGAAGAUGCAGAAAAUAAAUCUCCUUGCAAGAAGCCUCUGUUAUGCAAUGUGAAAGAAAAGAAGGCACCUGGUGGAGUACUACAAACAAAGGAUUCCAUAAAGCCCAAAGAGUGUGAAGAUGAGGAGACAGAAAAUAAGCUGCUCAUUUCAAACGAAAUCAAAGAUGUUGAAGAACCCAACACACAGAGGCUUCUCUCUCAACCUGUUAUCGUGUCAUCUAAGUUGCAAAUUCCUGGCCUACCCUUGCGCUGGGAACAGCAGAGCAAGCUCCUUCCAAGUGUAGCUGGGAUCCCAGCCAGCAAAGUUUCUAAGUGGAGUACAGAUGAGGUCUCUGAAUUUAUACGAAGUUUACCAGGAUGUGAAGAACAUGGCAAAGUGUUUAAAGAUGAGCAAAUUGAUGGAGAAGCAUUCCUGCUAAUGACCCAAUCAGACAUAGUCAAAAUAAUGAGCAUUAAACUGGGACCAGCCCUAAAAAUCUUUAAUUCCAUUCUGAUGUUCAAAGCUGCAGAGAAAAACUCACACAAUGAACUUUGAAAAUAAUGGAAAAUGUGCACGAACCAGCUUUCUCCUCUGGAGCUCAUGUUUUAUUCAAAGCACAAAGACUCACUAGAAGUGUUGAGUAAGGACUCUCAGAAAGGAAGAAACUUAAGUUCAGCACUGGUGGACUAUUUAUAUUCUCCUGGAGUCAGUACACACCUGAAUCCUUCUGGGAAGUGUUCAAGCUUUUGAGAAGGUACUGUGUAACAACUGAGUCAGCUGGUCUUAUUUACCAAACUAAUGGCGCUAAUUUUCCGCGGAUGGUUAGGAUCCCUAACUCUCUCUGGACAUCGAGAAAACCUUCAUUAAUUAUUUAUGCUGUAUUCUAUAAGGGAACAUUAAUAUUUUCUAAGGAUUCUUGAAUUGUACUUCAUGUACCCAUUUUACUUUUCAGAAGCUUUUACUUCAUUUUAUCAAAAUAAAAACUGAUCAGCCAAAAAUUAGGCUACAGGUAGCCAGAUGAGACUGUUAUGGCUAUUGUGUAUUUGUGCCAUAGUUUGAAAAUGAAACACUUAAUGUUACAUAUGUGACACUUUAUGCUACAGCAUAUUACUUUACAGAUAAUAAAACUGUCUGUUUGCUUGUAACAAAACAAACCUUGUUGGGGUUGAAAUUAUAAUGCUUUUUUGAUAACUGAAUGUUUUUACUUUUGCACGAUUACAAAAAUGUUACGUGAGUUUUGCCACCAGCAUCUUUCAUGUAUUUUGACAAAAGACCAGUAUAGAGAAGGCUGCAACUGAAAAAUAAAAGUUUGACUUCAUAGAAGAUUUUUGUUUAUGCUGCACAAUAGAAUCCCAGCCAUUUACAUGGAGUCUGCUACAGUCCUUCAGAACGUGGAAGAAAAUAGGAGUAUUUUGAGACAAGGAAAUUAGCAGAAAAGAAAUUACAUUCAAUUGUGUCUGCACUUCCCAGUCUUCAGCAUAGUUACCGCAACAAAAAAACUGUGAGAAAAACUGUGCUCAAGCUAGUUCUGCUACCCUGGUUUCAUGUUCAACAGAGGUUUGUUUUCCCAGGGGUGGGAGAAUUAUUUUACUCACCACUUUCUAGCUGAAAACUCUGAUUUAUUAAUGAAUAAGGCAUAUGGAGAAAGGCAAAGCACAGGGAAAAGGAUACUUAAAUGCUUGUGGUGCACAGGCACAUGCUGGGUGUAAAAUACAUGCAAUUCACUAGGUCAUUAGCAGGCUGCAGAUGUCACCAGCAGGUUCUGAGGUGAGGCAACCUCCUUUCUUGGAGGAUUAUUAUAGGGAAAGUUGUUGCACGUGGUACAUACACGCAAGAUGUAAACCAGAUGCACUUUAUAUGGGAGAAAGCCUAGCUGCCUGUAUACUGAGGACUGCUCCAGAAUUACUUUGGAAGGAGAGAGAAAAAAGUUGUACAGGUUUUUUGGCAGCCCUCUGUUUAGUGCUGCAGUGAGCAGUUGCUCAGCUGUAGAACUGAGAACAAACAGAACAUUCCCAUUGCACAGAGCUGGGAGAACGUUACAUCUUCCCAGAGAUUUUGCUGGGCUUUUCUUUGGCUGGAGUUCUUAAGUUUUCACUCUCUGUGUCCCUUCCAGAUCGUGUAGGUGACUGGUACCUGCCAUAAUAUGAGGUGAAACAGGGUCAGUAUUAAGUAAGUUGCAUUGUUCUGUUAAUUUCCUCUCAUAGCAUUGCAUAAAUAAUAUUUUUACAUUUUGUUCAAUAUGUGUAUGUUCAAAUUGCACUCUUAUUGUACUACAAUACAAAUAAAACCUGAACUGGA
This is a messenger RNA of Motacilla alba alba, 4616 nucleotides long. It is a transcript of the gene L3MBTL3, whose product is annotated as L3MBTL histone methyl-lysine binding protein 3. Gene Ontology annotation, molecular function: zinc ion binding; protein binding. Bases 126 to 2873 code for a protein of 915 amino acids. The transcript has 22 exons. Gene Ontology annotation, biological process: regulation of DNA-templated transcription. The record is from RefSeq and is a predicted model, not a curated record. Lineage: Eukaryota; Metazoa; Chordata; Aves; Passeriformes; Motacillidae. Gene Ontology annotation, cellular component: nucleus.